GUCCGGAAAUUCCCAGGAGCCCAGCCUGCCACGAAGGGCGGUCAUUUCUCAUAAUAUGGAUAAAGCUCUGAAGGAAGUGUUUGACUAUACCUACCGGGAUUACGUGCUUUCCUGGUAUGGGAAACUGAGUCGGGAUGAAGGGCAGCUGUAUCACCUGCUUUCUGAAGACUUCUGGGAGAUCGCCAGACAGCUGCGCCAAAGGCUGAGCCACGUAGAUGUGGUGAAAGUGGUCUGCCAGGAUGUCGUCAGAGCUUUGCUCGCCCACUUCUGUGACCUCAAAGCGGCUAGCAGCAGGCAGGAAGAGCAGCCGCGGCCUUUCUCCUUGCACACCUGCCUGAGGAAUGCAGAGGAGGAGAUACGGUUCCUCCAAGCAUGCUCCCAAGUUCUGGUGCUCUGCCUCCUCCCCUCCAAGGACGUCCAGUCUGUGAGCCUGCGCACUGUCCUGGCCGAAAUUCUCACCACUAAAGUGCUGAAGCCGCUGGUGGAACUGUUGAGUGACCCUGAUUACAUUAACCAGACGCUGCUCGCGCAGCUGGAGUACCGCGACCAGGUAAACGAGCGGCACAAGAAAGCCUACACGUACGCGCCUUCCUACGAGGAGUUCAUCAAGCUCAUCAACAGCAACUCCGACGUGGAUUUCCUGAAGCAGCUCAGGUAUCAGAUUGUAGUGGAAAUCAUCCAAGCAACCACCAUCAGCAGCUUCCCCCAGAUGAAAAGGCACAAAGGGAAGGAGACGGCGGCCAUGAAGGCGGACCUCCUGCGGGCCCGGAACAUGAAGAGAUACAUCAACCAGCUGACUGUGGCCAAGAAGCAGUGCGAGAAGAGAAUCCGGCUUCUGGGGGGCCCGGCCUACGACCAGCAGGAAGACGGGGUCCCCGAUGAAGGUGACGGGCCCCAGAGCCAGAAGAUUCUCCAGUUCGAGGACAUCCUGGCCAACCCAUCUCACCGGGAGCACUUCCGGGUCUACAUGGGGAGGAUGGACAAGCAGGCGUUGAUUGGCUUCUGGGAAUCGGUGGAGUCCUUAAAGAGUGCCAGCAAGACGGAGAUUCCUCAGUUGGUCAGUGAAAUCUACCAGGAUUUCUUUGUGGAGAGCAAGGAGAUCGUGGUGGAAAAGGCGCUGCUCAAAGACAUCCGGCAGAGCCUCGUGGGCAAUAAGGGGAUCGAGGUGUUCUACCGGAUCCAGGGGGACGUGUACGAGACGCUCAAAGACGGCUAUUACCCCUCCUUCAUCGUCAGCGACCUCUACGACAAGCUGCUCAAGACGGAGGAAGAGCAGAGUGACGCCCAGCUCGCCUCUGACGACCAGGAGGAAGGGAGCCAAGCCGGGGACGCCGGCGAGGACCCCGAGGACGAGGACGGGCCGAGGAUCAGCGAACAGGCCAGCUACGCCGCAAACAAACUCCGCGCCCUCAACGAGAAACUCGAGUACAAGAGGCAGGCCCUCAGUUCCAUCCGCAACUCCCCGAAGCCCGACAGAAAGAUGGUGUCCCGGCUGAAGGACGAGAUCAUCCUGAUGGAGAAGGAGCACUGCGACCUGCAGCUGCACAUGGCGAGGACCGACUGCUGGUGUGAGAACCUCGGCCUGUGGAAAGCCCUCAUCGACAGCAGCGAGGUCACGGAGGAGAACGGGGAGCAGAUGCCCUGCUACUUUGUCACGGUCAGCCUGCGGGACGUCGUCGGGGGGGAAAGCAAGAGCUGGACCGUCCCCAGGAAGCUCAGCGAGUUCCAGAAUUUGCACCGGAAACUGAGUGAGUGUUUCCCGUCGCUGAAAAAAGUCCAGCUGCCUUCUCUCAGCAAGCUUCCGUUCAAAUCCGUGGACCAGAAAUUCCUAGGAAAGUCAAAGAAUCAGCUGAAUAACUUCCUACAGAAGCUGCUGUCGGACGAGAGGCUGUGUCAGAGCGAAGCUCUGUACGCCUUCCUCAGCCCUUCCCCCGAGCACCUCAAGGCCAUCGACCUGCAGGGGAAGAAAUCCACCUUCUCGCUGUCCUCCUUCCUGGAGAGGCUUCCUCGGGACUUCUUCUCCCACCAGGAGGAGGAAGCGGAGGAGGACAGCGACCUGUCGGACGGUGGCGGCGACGACGUGGACGGGAAGAAGGACGCGCUGGCGGAGCCCUGCUUCAUGCUGAUCGGCGAGAUUUUCGAGCUGCGGGGAAUGUUCAAAUGGGUCAGAAAGACGCUGAUUGCACUAGUCCAGGUCACGUUCGGACGGACAAUCAACAAGCAGAUCGGCGACACGGUGAGCUGGAUGCUGAGCGAGCAGAUGCUGGUGUCCUACGUCAACCUGUUCCGAGACGCCUUCUGGCCCAACGGCAAACUCGCCCCAGCCCCGGGGGCCCGGACUGAGGAGCAGAGCCGGGACACCAAACUGCGAGCGAGGCAGAAACUCCUCGACAACAUUCCAGAUCUCCUGCAGAACCUCGUGGGCCAACAGAACGCCCGCCACGGAGUCAUCAAGAUUUUCAACGCCCUGCAGGAGCGGCAGGCCAACAAGCACCUGCUCUACGUGCUGUUGGAAGUGCUGCUAACAGAACUGUGCCCCGAGCUGAGAGCUCACAUAGAUCAGCUGAGGGGCGCUCAGCAGGGAGGUGGCUCCCGGGGACAGUCCGGAGACGUCUCUGGGGCCUCCUAGACACAGAAGCCUCUCGCGGGCAGAGGCCCGAGGACUUUCCGGGCCUUUUUUUUAAGGUUUCUCUCUGGUUUUAUGUGAAGCCCGGGUCCAAAAUCGCGGCGGAGCGGCCAAUGCCUGGGCCCGGCUAGUGCCCUGGGGCUGGCCGUUCGGUCUCCGGGUGGUGGACGGUCACUCCGAGGGCUCCGAACAUUCCUCCGUUUCCCCUGUGUGUCCGAGAACUUGGUGUGCAAUACUACUUGUAGAGUUAUUGUGAAGGCUCGAUUGUUCUUAUUUUGACUAGUGACUCCCCUGGUUUCGAGGCGUUCGCAAGCAAUAAAUCACAAGCGGAAUCGCU
This is a messenger RNA of Tachyglossus aculeatus (Australian echidna), 2963 nucleotides long. It is a transcript of the gene SNX25, whose product is annotated as sorting nexin 25. Lineage: Eukaryota; Metazoa; Chordata; Mammalia; Monotremata; Tachyglossidae. The transcript is spliced from 18 exons. Gene Ontology annotation, cellular component: intracellular membrane-bounded organelle; early endosome membrane. The record is from RefSeq and is a predicted model, not a curated record. The coding region runs from base 56 to 2629 and encodes 857 amino acids. Gene Ontology annotation, molecular function: phosphatidylinositol binding.